GCUAAAAUCAAAUUGAAUCAAUUAAAACAAAUGGAACAUAAUCGUCUGAAUACAAUGAUAAGUCAUGAAGAAGCUUCAUCAAUUGCUAAAUAUAAUCUUUAUUGUAAACGACGUAGUAAUGUUAAUCAACUGAAAAGUGAAAAAAAUCAAAAGUUAAUGGAAUUAAUGAAUAAAAAGAAGCAACAACAGGCUACAAUCAAUGAAUUAGCUAAAGAGAUUUCUACUUCACAUAGAAAUGCUAAAAUUGCCAAAAAGAAAGUGAUAAAAGAAAAACAUAAAUUAGUUAGUGAAAUUGUUAAAGAAAAGAAACUGUUACAUGAUGAAGCUUAUAAGAAAUUUGAAGAAGAGAAGAAAUUGAAGAAAGAGUUAAUUAAAAAUAUCCAAGCUGAAGAAUCAUCUGCGAUUAUGACGAAAUCAUUGACUACUAAACAGGCAAAUAUACAUCAGUUCCUUGGUGACGAGUGACAAUAAAUACGAAACCUAGAGAAAGCAAGACUUCCAGUUGAUUACCUCCAAUCAACUAAUAUCCAUCCAAGUAUACCGUGAUAGUGGCUCUUCUUGCCUUGGUGGUCAUAUUGAAAAUAUGAUAUAUGGAAUUCAGUCAGUACUCAGAACUAGACAGUAUGAUAGCUCUCUAGUGCUCCAUCAAUGUACAUCUUCAUGUAUGCAUACAGUUUUGAAAGUGAAUAGACAGCUCUAUAGUAGAGUAGUUGAUUAAUUUAUUCAAAUUGAUCCCAAAAAAACUUUAAAUCAUCCAUGAAGAUUAUUCCAACUGAGGAACAACAUUAUAAAUCAGAAUAUGACUUGGUUGUUUGAUUUUAAAUUGGUCAAACUCUUACCAGUCACUUUACAUUCAACACAGAGGUAGAAAUAUAGUAAUUGUUACAACUGA
Molecule: messenger RNA, 892 nt
Organism: Heterobilharzia americana
Lineage: Eukaryota; Metazoa; Platyhelminthes; Trematoda; Strigeidida; Schistosomatidae
Source: the annotation of a GenBank genome assembly